UUUUUUUUUUUUCUUUUCACUCUUUACGCACAUGUCACAACCACCACCACAGCAACAACAGCUACCACCACCACCAGCUGGUACAGCUUCUUUCCCUCCUGGAGCACCACCCCCUGCUGGAUUCCCACCUGCUGGUUUUCCUUCAGGACCUCCACCUCCAGGUGGAUUCCCACCCACUGGAUUCCCUCCACCAGGCAGUGGACCUGCUCCUUUUACACCCAACGUGCCCCAAGCAACACCACCAGCUAUGGUCAAUGGUAUUCCUACCGCUAAACAACCUCUUAAUACAACACCCAGUCGUACAGUUUACGCAAGUAAUCUAAACGAAAAAGUCAAAUUAGAUGUGCUCAAGAACUCUUUACGUACUUUGUUUAAGCAAUUUGGCGAUGUGUUGGAUGUAGUAGCUCAUGGCAACAUUCGUAUGCGCGGGCAAGCUUUUAUUGCUUUUCCCGAUGAAGACAGUGCAACAAAAGCCAUCAAAGAACUACAACACUUUGUUUUGUAUGAUAAACCCAUGGUCCUUCAAUAUGCUCGAAACAAGUCUGAUGUUCAUGCAAAGGCAGACGGUGAUUUCGAUACACAUUAUCAACAGCGUAUGGCAAGAAAAGAACAAGUGGCCAAAAUGCCACUACCUGGAUCUCAUAAACCUACGUUUAAAGCAAGUAGACCUCAAACAGCAGCUCCCAGUCAACAUAAUCCUACAGCCAAUAUUCCUGAUGAAUAUUUGCCUCCCAACAGUAUUCUUUUCUUACAAAAGUUACCAGAGACCAUUACGCAACAACAAUUGACAGACCUAUUCCAACGCUAUCCUGGCUUUAGAGAAGUGCGUAUGAUUCCUACAAAGAAGACGAUUGCCUUUGUUGAAUAUGAUAACGAGAUACAGUCUGGUAUGGCCAAGAAUGAAUUGAAUGGAUUCAAACUUGGACCAGAUCAGGAAAUGAAGGUGACAUUUGCCAGAAAAUAGCAUACUUUUAUUUACAAAUCCCAUACAAUUUCUGUUAAAUAAAUAGAG
This is a messenger RNA of Gilbertella persicaria, 1012 nucleotides long. RefSeq lists its product as uncharacterized. Gene Ontology annotation, cellular component: U1 snRNP. The coding region runs from base 32 to 964 and encodes 310 amino acids. NCBI's taxonomy places the organism in Eukaryota, Fungi, Mucoromycota, Mucoromycetes, Mucorales, Choanephoraceae. Gene Ontology annotation, biological process: mRNA splicing, via spliceosome. The transcript has 2 exons. The record is from RefSeq and is a predicted model, not a curated record. Gene Ontology annotation, molecular function: U1 snRNA binding.